AUGUCAUUCAAUCCGACUCCGCCACGGCCCUUUAUCGGCUUAUGGAAGAAUUAUGCCGACGGAGGGCGCCUCACGUUGACUAUGGAGGAGACACAGGCUGGUAUUCUCGCUUCUUUCCUCGUCAUAUUUGCGGGCAUCACUACCUUGAGCGGGUGGAACAUUGUGCGAUUCAUCAUGCACCAGUCCCGCUCCAGCGGCGACACGCACGACGGCAUGCAUCACCAAAUACAAGCCAUUCUGCGCAAUAGCACCGGUCUCGUCCAGGCCCUGCAAUUAAUAUUCCAAGUCGCCAAGGCGUGGCGCGCUCGCCUCGGCGUCGCCCCGGUCGCCAAACGGCUGUUUUUCGUCUUCACCAUCGUCUUCGUCUUCUUCGUCGCUUCGACGUUCGCCCAGCUCUUCAUCUCCCUUACUUGGUCCACGGCCGGGGCGCAGUUUCUUGUCAAAACCGAUUCGUGCAGCUUUUAUUUCCCGGAUGUUGAAGAUCAGCGAUUGAGGCCCGAUCAAGCGGAGUACAUCUACCUCAAGAGCCGCCUCGAGGCCGCCAUGAUGUACGAACGACUCUGCUACUCUGAAGGCGCCGAUACCAGCGCGCCCGAGUGUUCAACUUUUCCCGUGCCCACCAUCGAAAUCCAGCAGGAAGACGAUAGUUGUCCGUUUAUCGACCCGGGCUUGUGCAUCUCGAGUAAUAACGUUCCGGUGCAGAUGGUUGCGACGGUAAAUUCCAACACGCACCUCGGCAUUAACUCGAAGCCCGAAGAUUCCAUUGUCUACAAGCGGUCCGUCCGAUGCUCUCCCAUGCAGAAUAAUCGUAUCAUACCCCGGCCGGACGGGCUGGACUUCAUGUACGGUCGGUUCACGGGCACUCCCGAAACUCAAGCGACCUUCUUCUACUCUGACGCUCUGCGUCCAAUGACCAACUACCAGAUCGCAAACGUUAACAAUGUCCCCAGGCCAUCCAGUUAUGAUUCCGCUUCCUUUGCCAUCGGCGAUGAUGUGUGGGUGGCCAAUAGCACUAUCAUAGGCCCUCCCACCGAUGCCAACAACACGGCCUCCAUCUUCUUCAUCAUGACCAACAAUGUCACCAACGUCGUACCUACAAACGACCCCAUAUUCGGGGUCGAUCCAACGGGCAACCCCGUCAAAGUCCUCACCUGCAUCGAAACGCACGAGCUCUGCAACCCCAACCUGCCCUCCGUCAACAGCUGCAAGAAAUUCACUCCUGCCGACGACCCCUUCGCCAACAUGGACAGCCUCUCCCUGAACGAACGCCAAACGGGCACGGCACUGCGUGUGGCCAUCAACCUACUGCGCCAGGACAUCGGGCAGGUCGUCAACUACGCGCCGGGCGACAUCGUCAUGGCAGGGAAAACCGUGCUGUACGGCGAGCAGUACGACAUUCUGCCCGUCGACCAGUGGCGUCGGGAGGUGAGGCGGUGGUUCGCCAUGGCGCUGUACAUGCUCCAAUCCGACGCCGUGCAGUUCUCGACGCUGCAGAAGGACGAGACGCUUCAGCCCUAUUUCAGCACCAUCACCGACGAGCCGUGGCUUACCUCGUGCAAGAACCAACGCAUUCGCAACGCGGAGGGCGUUCGCAACUUCAACUUCCUCGCCAUUGUCCUUAUCCUAUCCAUUGGCCUCAUGAUCAUUGUUGUCGGUGCCUUCAUCGAGCCCGUUGUCGCAUUACUCCGCCGCAUGUUGGGCAGGGGGGAGGAAAGGACGCUUACCUGGGUCUUUGACGGUGUUUUGCAGCUGCAACGCCUCGCGUACAACGCGGUCGGUGUUGAGAAGUGGGAGCCCGGCGUCUCUGACGUGCCAACCACGGAUGAGAAAGUGUGGCCUGUGAUUGACCUGAAAGUUGUCGCUACAGCAGAAUCUGUUUACGAUUCUGAUGGGAGCCCGAUCAAGACGAGUCCGAUCACGCCGAUUUCUAGGGCUAAUUUGCCCUGGACACCAAGGAGGGAUGUAUACGCGUGA
Messenger RNA from Scedosporium apiospermum, 1974 nucleotides. RefSeq lists its product as uncharacterized. NCBI's taxonomy places the organism in Eukaryota, Fungi, Ascomycota, Sordariomycetes, Microascales, Microascaceae. The transcript is spliced from 2 exons. The record is from RefSeq and is a predicted model, not a curated record. Bases 1 to 1974 code for a protein of 657 amino acids.